Ipomoea nil (Japanese morning glory) is the source of this 967-nucleotide messenger RNA. RefSeq names its product actin-depolymerizing factor 1. Bases 121 to 540 code for a protein of 139 amino acids. The record is from RefSeq and is a predicted model, not a curated record. NCBI's taxonomy places the organism in Eukaryota, Viridiplantae, Streptophyta, Magnoliopsida, Solanales, Convolvulaceae. Gene Ontology annotation, cellular component: actin cytoskeleton; cytoplasm. Gene Ontology annotation, molecular function: actin filament binding. The transcript is spliced from 3 exons. Gene Ontology annotation, biological process: actin filament depolymerization.
CUGAGAGGAGAGGCGCUGCUUCAUAAGAAGAGCUCCAACGCCCUUCUGCCACACACAGAAAGUCGGUUUCCUUCUCUGGUUGGCAAAGUCUCUCUUGGGUCCUAAUUCAGUACAGCGAAAAUGGCUAAUGCAGCUUCUGGGAUGGCAGUGCACGAUGACUGCAAGUUGAGGUUCUUGGAGCUGAAAGCGAAAAGAACGCACCGUUUUAUUGUUUUCAAGAUCGAGGAGAAGCAGAAGCAGGUCAUUGUCGAAAAGGUUGGUGAGCCAGCGCAAAGCUACGAGGAUUUCACCGCUAGCCUUCCUGCUGAUGAAUGCCGAUACGCAGUUUAUGAUUUUGAUUUCGUGACAGCGGAGAACUGCCAGAAAAGCAAGAUUUUCUUCAUCGCAUGGUCCCCCGACACAUCAAGGGUUAGGAGCAAGAUGAUAUACGCGAGCUCCAAGGAUAGAUUCAAGAGGGAGCUCGAUGGAAUUCAGGUGGAACUCCAAGCGACCGACCCGACUGAAAUGGGUAUGGAUGUGAUUAGAAGCCGCGCUAACUAGAUGCAGCAGAGAGAGAUGGAUCGAUAGACUUCUGAUAGACAUUGUAAGGGAGAACUCACUGCAGUCUUCUUUACUCGGUCAAAAUGUUUUUAUGGUUUGUGAAAGGGAAAAACUUGGCUACCGAUAAUAUUUGAUUGCCAAGGGCUACCAUAUGAUCUUCUUCUUCUAUUUAUUUUGAACAAAAUUUGUGGUGUCUGGUAUAUGAGUUGAUGAUUUGUUGCCUCAAAAAUUCAUUGUGUGUGCCUCACUAAUAGUUUGAUGCCUAUGAUCCAUAAUGUUAAAGAGCUUGCAAGGGGGAUAGAUGCUACUUUUAGUUUCCCUUUUUUUGCCUUUAUAGUAGUUCAUCUGAUAUUUCACCCUAGCUCUGUCUUGUGAUCAGAUCAGAAAUAUGAAUAUUUUGUUUUCUUCAAGUUAAGAGAUGCAAGAA